CCGGUUGGUACCUACCACGAUACGCAUUCACAGAAGUGCAUGCCGUGCAAAAGUGGUUCUUACCAGAGCGCCGAAGGUCAAACGUUUUGUAUCCGCUGUCCGCCGCACUUGAUCACGACCUACGAAGGAGCUCACAAGUUUGCCGACUGCAUCGAGAACUGCUUAGCCGGUAAUUAUUACGAUUAUAACCAUCGACGGUGCGAAUCGUGUGACGUUGGCUUCUACCAACCCAGUCGAGGAAGAACCAGUUGUUUCCCCUGUCCUGCCGGUACAAACACAUUAAAUCGUGGUUCCAAAAGUGCCAGCGACUGCACGUUGACAUGCGACGACGGUGAGGAGUUUGGACCUGACGGACACUGUGUCCGGUGCUCAAAAGGAAGCUAUAAAGCCGCUGGCGAGAUGAGCGCAUGCGUCUCCUGUCCGCUCGGAUUCAGCACCCCUUCAGACGGAGCCAAGGAUGUUUCGGAAUGCACCCUUCUGUACUGUCCUCCAGGGAAGUACGCGACAGCUUCGGUUUGUCAGCCGUGCGGUAUCGGCUUCUAUCAGAACCUUUACAACAGCAGCUAUUGUAAGCCAUGUCCACAAGGUAUGACAACUUCGAAAAUUGGAGCCAGCAGCGUCGAACAUUGCUACGGUAAGUUUAAGCUACAUAUGUCGAUGUUUCUGCAUAAUAGGGUACAAUACGUGUGUGCAUGGAUAACUGUUCUUCACGCCAGCCGUUUUGCCGACGCAUAG
Messenger RNA from Soboliphyme baturini, 735 nucleotides. NCBI's taxonomy places the organism in Eukaryota, Metazoa, Nematoda, Enoplea, Dioctophymatida, Soboliphymatidae. The record is from the annotation of a GenBank genome assembly.